This is a messenger RNA of Clunio marinus, 189 nucleotides long. The record is from the annotation of a GenBank genome assembly. NCBI's taxonomy places the organism in Eukaryota, Metazoa, Arthropoda, Insecta, Diptera, Chironomidae.
AUGCCGUACAGUGAAAGUGUUAAAUUCAAAAAAUUAGUUAAGAGCUAUUUCACAGCUCGAAAAUCUUCAGUGGCAAAGAUUCAUCCGUUUAUCAAGUUUAUUACUUUAUUGAGGCAUCAGCUUAUCGAAGUUCCACUUCACAAAUCUUCGAUAAAAAAGGAUUAUAGAGAAUCAGGCUGUGAGAAUUAA